This is a messenger RNA of Mya arenaria, 8486 nucleotides long. RefSeq names its product putative nuclease HARBI1. Bases 6799 to 8130 code for a protein of 443 amino acids. NCBI's taxonomy places the organism in Eukaryota, Metazoa, Mollusca, Bivalvia, Myida, Myidae. The record is from RefSeq and is a predicted model, not a curated record. The transcript is spliced from 3 exons.
UAAUUUUACCGGGAUUUUGCACUCACACUUUUCCACAAUAUGACAGUAACAAAAUGAGCAAGAACAUUUUAUCUAUACAUACAAUGAUUUUGCAGCAACAUUAACAUGCAGUUACAACAAAUAAAACUAAGACUAAACAUAGUAUAUGUAACAUACAAGGAUUUUGCUCAACACAAUUUUCAAUAAUUAUUCAAUAUUGAAAACAAAAACACAGUAUCUGUCAAGUGUUAACAGUUAUUGUAUAAUCACCACUCAAUAAUUAUGAAAAACACUGUGAUUCCAUCAAUGUACAGGUGUAUCUCACUCUCGUUUACGUCUGGCUCUGUAAGUAGUUCUUUUGUAGAUUGGCUCGCUGGCAGUGAACGGUAAAAUUCAUGGUAUUCAAUAGGGAUAAUUCGCUUUAUUGCUAUGCUCAGUCAAAGCAUUUACUUAAUCAUCCAUUUCAUGUACUUCUUGUUCUGACACACAGUCUGUUACUUCAUUGCUUAGCUCAGUCAAAGCAUUUACUGCAUCGUUCAUUUCAUUUACUUCUUGUUCUGACACACAGUCUUUUACUUCAUUGCUUGGCUCAGUCAAAGCAUUUACUGCAUCGUUCAUUUCAUUUACUUCUUGUUCUGACACACAGUCUUUUACUUCAUUGCUUGGCUCAGUCAAAGCAUUUACUGCAUCGUCCAUUUCAUGUACUUCUUGUUCUGACACACAUUCUUUUUCUUCAUUGCUUGGCUCAGUCAAAGCAUUUACUGCAUCGUCCAUUUCAUGUACUUCUUGUUCUAACACACAGUCUUUUACUUCAUUGUCAAGGUAAAAUGCACGCUGUUCGUGGCUUUGAUGAACAUUGGACUGAUCUCUUUCUAUCUCGAUACAGCUUUGUAUAAGUUGUUCGUCAGAAGAAUCGGACCACAUCUGAAAAAAAUCAAACUCUAUUUUAACACCUAGAGUGUUUUAGAUUAUAAAUAUUAAAAGUAGUUAUGUAAUUUCACAUAAGAGCGUAACACAUGCAAUAUGAGUUCUUAAUUACGGAGACAUUUCUUGCAGGAGCUGUAUCAUCUUAAUCUACAUUAUGUAAUUUAGGUUUGAACUCUUUCAAAUCCUGUGUCAUCAUGGACAAUCAAUGGUAUUCAGACACAUACUAUAUGUAUACAUGUACCUGUUAUGACACAAUAAACAGUUUUCAACGUAUUGAUAUCUGCAACAUAAACGUUUAAUUCAAUCAUCAGGUGAAGGGUUAAAAGAAUUUCAAUAAAACUCUUAAUACUUCUCAAAUACAGACUAUAUUCUAUACUUAUUCACUUAUUAUUCAUUUCAACCUUUAACAUGUUGUUAACGGAAUGUGGUUGCGCUUGCAAAAGUGUAGACUCAGAUGAGACAUUUCCUGUAGGAGCUGCUGUGUUAGCUUUGGAAACUUCAUUCCUGCAAAUGCAGCACUGUUUGCUGCGGUAUUUCGAUUAUACAAAUGCUUAAACUCUUUCAAAGUUCAUCUUAUUAAUAUUCAUAAAGUAAGGGUUCAGAAAAUAAUUUAGUUUGUCAACAUGCAAAGGAAUAAAAAUUAAUGUUCUUACCUUUAAGCUCUAUUAUAGUCCUUAGAAACACAUCCUUUCUAAGCUUACCUCGGACAAACUAUGAGGGAAAAAAUGUGUAAAAAGGAGAUAAACCCGGGUUUUAUUCCCCAAUUAGCAGUGACCGUGGAAGAUUGUUCCCAGCAAAGGUGUCGUUUCUUCAGAUAAGCCACACUGGUUUAAUGUUACCUGAUAAAUUACCGCUUUAUCUCACUGCUAAAAGUUGGUAUGGUUAAAUACUUGGUUUUUGCGCUAACACUUUAACACAAUAUAUUACUGUAAUAGAUGUGUAUCUUUACUUGCUUGGUUUUUGCUGUUACAAACUAGGCAAUAAUGUUUCUGUUUGUUGCAGCAAGAACCCAGUAUCAGAACAUAGUGGGUUUAUACAGAAACAACUGCCAGAUGUGUUGUAAAAUAUGUGUGUGCAAAAACCCAGCACCUUGCCAUACAGCAUUUUUGCACACAUCCCUCGCUGGUUAACGUUGGCAAUACAGAAAUUAUAAAAAUAUACAGGGGUAUUGCUCUACAUAAAAUACCAGAUAAUUGAUACUUGGUUUGAUCACAAAUCAAUAUCUCAAUAGUUAAUUGAGAUAUUUCCCCAAUGUUUUGACACAAUGUGUAUAUAAUGAAAAGACACACAAUUAUUGAAAAAAAAUGAUUUUUGCAAAAUCCACUAGAUACUAGGUUUUUGCUGUAACCCCUCGAUAUAAUAAUAACAGUUCCAAUAACCUGUUCGACAUGAAUUCUGACAUUUGCUAGUUUUCUAGUUGAUUCAAUAUCUGCCGCUAAAGCUGAUCCCUUCCUUUUGUGAAAGCUGGUAUAUUCACAGAAGCUGCAAGCGAACCAACACUUAUACUGGUGUCAAAACACAGGUCUGCUAAAAUCAAAUCAACUUGUGAUAGCUUGUUCAAACCCCCACAGUGUUCUGUAAAAUACUUAUUGCUUGUUCUACCAACCCAACCCUUUAGAAAUGAAUGACACUGUUCCUUGAGGCGUUAUUCCUAUAAGGAAUUUAACAGUAUGAUGAUGUUUGUAUGAACUAAGUUUUUGCAGAACCCUGUAAAUUUGACAGUUUUUCGAUAUAAACAUAAGCUUAAAAACAGUUUAUAAUCGAAACAAAUUUCUUUCCAAAGUUUUUCCGAAAUCGCAUUGACAUUGUCUUUUGUAAAACUUCUUGCUGUGGCCAAUGAGUGAACAUGGCAAAUGUGGGAGCAGGUAUUCAAACACCAAUAUGAGUGUUUCAUAUGAUGACAACCCAGUCAAGUGGUUUACGUUUUACUCAUUUCCUUCAAAGUCCUAUUCUGAGAACUUUGAAAUAGAUAAAAACAUAAUAAAUAUAUGAUCUAAAGAUGUGACUCGGAACAUGGACAUUUCAAUUGUUAUACUUCAUUUUCUAUUCCAAAGAAGUGAAUUAAAUCAACAAAGCUUAAUUUAAAACAAAAAUUUACACCAACAUAAGUUAUCUUAACACAGGAAGGCCUAAAUUGCCUAUUCCCUUAUGAAUGUCCUGGUAACAUCUGAGAAAUGCUCUCAAUUAAACACGGACUUCCAAAAAAUUGUUUCACUAGUAAUUUCACUACCAUUUUCUGUUUUUCAAUAUUAAGUCGAGGCUUGGCCAACUUAUCUUGUUAGUGUGAUGACACUUCAGGGAAGAUGAAAAAGUUCUUUAUGUGAAUGGGCCGGCUUCAUGGCAAGGGUGAGAGCUUUUGGUGAGAGGAAUUUGCUUUCUGCGACUGAACUGGAAACAGUAUGCUGAAACAUAAAGAUACAAAUGCUCAAAAUACUUAAAGACAUUUGUUACAUUUGUUAAUUCCCUUGUACAUUGAUUGCAAGAUUUAGUUAAUUUAAAUUUAUUUUUCUUAUACAAAUUUCUUGGUUUAGAAAGGCCAUUUUUCUCAAAUCAUGAAUAUAUUUUCAGAUUUCUUUCAAUGUUUUAUGCUAUUUUGCUUAAUAUUAACAAAAUGAAGCACUCGUUACUGAUCAACAUCAGAAGUGCCCAGGUCUUUGCUGGAGGUGCCCUGGUCAGCGCUGGAGAUGCCUUGUUCGUCACUGGAAGUGCUUUGAUUGUGGCUUGAAAUGCUUUGAUUGUGGCUGGAUGUGCCCCGGGAGAUGCUGUUGAUGAUGGGGUUGUCAGAUUCUUUUAACUCCGAAGCAUUGCGUUUGAUAUAAAAAAAAGAAAAAAUGGAUUUUUUUGUGGCAAUUUUAGCAUUUGGUGGUGAUUUUAGCAUUGCUGCUCUCAAGGGUGGCAAUGCGCGUCUUGGCUGAAGGCAAUUUGCAAGGUUGUCAAAAAGAUCAAAUCUUUCUUGUAAGAUCCUUUCUCGUGACAAUUUGUGAUUUUUUUUUGUCAUUUUUCUUAAAGGGUUAGCAAUGCAUAUAGCCAUAAAACAUUAAAUUUCGAAUGUAAAUACCAUUUUAAAACUAGCAGAUCAACAAAAUCAAUAACAGAAUACAAUAAUAAAUAACGUGUAAUUCACAAUAAAACCUUCAAGUUGUCCAGACGUGGCUUGGACCCGGACGGUUGACUCAAGGAUGUUGCUGUCGCUGAACGUUUUCGGUUGGAUGUGGAGCCAGAUGACACGGGUUUUUCCCCUAAAGUUGUUGGUAGUGAAUUUUGUUGUUGUGUAGAAGGCUGUGUAACAGCGGGUUCAGGUGAAGAAAAAGAGAUAGAGGGCUGUGUAGCAGCAGGUUCAGAUCGGUCGUGGUCCUCACUAGUCCCGCCAGGUGUUGAACACAAUGGGUUGACAACUUCAAGUUCAGCGAUAGGUGCUUCAUCAAAUUUGCCAACUGGCUCAUCACUUCAAGAAGCUCAACUUCGGCUGACGAGUUUAGAACACCUUCCUCAAUGUCUGACAUCAUGUCUACAUCGUCGUAGUCCAGGUCCGUCUGGCUUGUGCAUGUACCAUCGGCGGUGUUAAAUGUGUGACGCUCUAUACCUGGUUGUGUCAUUAUACUCAACCUUACUAUAAUUAUAAAGUGUAUCUAUCUCCGCUCAGAACCCCGUGAAAGUACACGUGCUUAAUAACUAUGUCAGAUCUCCGUCCACUAUAGACAGGGAUACAAAGUACAUAGAUUUUGAAGGUUAAAUGGUUGUGGGUUUGGAAAGUAAACUAUACCACAUACAUAAUUAUUAUACAUGAAACCUAUAAGAAAGAUUUUAGUGGCAACUGUUGUCUUAUGAUAAUGCAAUAAUACUUAUUAAGCAUUAUUUAUAAUAUAGUUUGUUUUAUAUAAGAAAUUCACGUUCUUCGCGACACCUGCAACUAGCAGUCGCUUUUUUCCGGUCAAUCCUUUGGACAUUUAGACAAAAAUGCUAGAUCUAAUUCUAAUCUCUGGAACAUCAACAGGAGGUAGGUCUUCCAUGUAGGCCUUGGCUAGGACAGUUUUAAGGAGAAGAAGUGUUCCUGCGUCCCCCCUUUCUUUAACUCUGUGAGCAGCGUCUUUCAUAUCAUCUAGCAGGCCAUUGUACAUGGUUUUUACCUAGUGAUAGACAUAAAUGUAAAUUUCUACUGUUUACACUAACAUAUACAUCUGUAGCAGUCAUUAAAGGGGCCUCACCACUUGAAAACUCCAUGAAAUUGAACACAUGUGUAGUAAAGCAACAUUUGGGGUUUCAUCAUACAAACAUUACUAAUAGCUAUAUAUUCAGUCUCCCAUCAGGAAAAAGUACGUAAAUUAUCAGAAUGAUUUAUUAAGCCUUUAAUUCUCAUCAACCAUCAGAUUAUGUGUACUUCUUCUGCUCAACCAUUAUACAAUGUUAUUGAAUGUGUGUAUAUUGUUGCAAUUGUUUUCAUACCUCUUUGAGAAAGGACAAAAGUGGACACAUUUCCACUUGGUUGUUGAACCCAAACAAUCUUACAAGCAGUUUAGUUGCUUUGCAGAUACAUGUAGCUGCGCAUUUUGAAGAAGACUAUUUAGAUUGUUGUUUGCAUCCAGAUUGUCAAUAUACAAAUCAAUUGCACUGUUAUGCAUAUUAUGUUGUUCACGAUUGAUAUUAUUGCCUCUUGUCUGUUCAUGCACUAGCUUGACAUUGUUCCCUGAUACAAGAUUCUUGAGUAUCUAACCAUCCUUUUCUAACUUAAGCCUGUUUCCAACUACUUCCAAAACAAUGUAUGGCCUAGAAAAGUUACAACGUAAGUCAGCUUUGCUUUUCCGUCCAGCUUGUGCUCUGUUAAAUGUUAACACUUUAUCACCCACUCAUCUGUAUAUUGAUGUUUUUUCUUUUCAUGUGUAUUUCUGAAGUCUUUAAGCUGUUUGGCUUUGGCCUUGUCAGUGUUGAUUUUAACCCUUUCAGUGGGUUCAGCCUUCUGUCUUUCUUGUUUUUGUACAUCUGUGUCGAUCACCUCUUCAGGGAGACAGGUUGGGAAGUUUUCCUGAAAACAAAAACAAAAUAAGUAAACAUACACUUGCAUUGAUAAGCUUAGAAAUUAGAAUAUAAACCUACUAACAAACAGGGAACAGGCACUACUCUGGUUGCUAAGUAAGCAUCUUUGGCAGCAUUCUACCAAGUUUAAGGACUAGUUGAAAUAGAUCUGGUGUUGUGAUCUCCACAACUACGCUAGUAUACUCGUUGGCGGGAUCAUAGAUGGACAGACCAUGGCAAGUCCAUAUGCCCCUUGGUUGUCCAUAAUCAAAAAUGCUUUCACUGUAGUGUUGUUUCUAUGUUUGUAUCUUAACAUAUUGAUCCAAAUAGAUAAGGCACGAGUAAUGUUUUUGUUAUUUUCAGUUGUAUUCAAUUUAAGUUUUCUAUAUAAUAAUAUAAUAAUUGAGCUGAGCUUAUUUCAAGCCCUAGAGUAUAAUCUCUUAUAGACUAUAUAUAUAUAUAUAUAAGUGACUUCGAAGAAGACCGGAGUCUCGCUCAAGGUGGGUUCCCACUGCCGAUCAGAUCAACUCGAUCAUCCCGAUCACCCAAAUUCCCCGAUCAGGCCCGACCAUGCUCGACUAAAGGCGAAUACACGACUUCUUCUCGACCUCUUGUCGAUCACACACGAUUAUUCACGACUCCUUCACGACGUCAACCCGACCACCUUUCCGAUUUCCGCUCGAUCAUCCCGACCUUUACACGAUCCCUACACGAUCUCAACUCGACCUACUGGAUCUCUGCUCGAUCGGUGUCAGAUCUUUCCCCGACCCGAUCGUCAUAGUCGUACUCGAGUCGUAGAAGGUCGUGAACAGUCGUGUACCAAAACUUUUAGAAUAAAAACUUCAAACAGUGUUGAUCAUUAUCACUUCAUCCUGAAACUUCAUGGUAUAUGUUGUGUCCAGCAUAGUAUACAUAUUUAUGGAGAUUGAGCAGUUGCAGAUGUGGGCCAGAUGGUUAGAGCUCCAGAGAGACAGGGCCAUUGCAGUGCUAGAGUUGGAACAAGAGGAAGAGGCUGAGGGUCGUAGGCAUAGACGUAGGCGACAAAUGCGCAGGAAAAUAUGGAUGAAGCAGUGGCUUGCACGACGACCCCUGUAUGGGCAUUAUGAGCAACUGCUACAGGAGCUAAACAGGGAAGACCCAAAAGGAUACAAAAAUUUCCUAAGGGUAGACGCUGAUAUGUUUGGGGAGCUUGUUGAUCGCAUAUCACCCAGAAUUCAGAAAAAGAACACCAACUUCAGGGAAGCCCUGGAGCCUGGAUUGAAGUUGGCGGUCACUCUUCGUCAUCUCGCAACUGGAGCCUCGUAUUCAGACUUGAUGUACUCAUUCCGAGUGGGAAGUAACACAAUAAGUAAAUUCGUCCCUGAAGUUUUGGAUGCUAUAAUACAGGAGUACUCUGAAGAGGUUUUGCCAGACGUCGUCACUGCUGAACAAUGGCAGCAGAUUGCAGAUGACUUCCGAACCAAGUGGAAUUUUCCUCAUGUCUGCGGGGCUCUUGAUGGUAAGCACGUGAGGAUAAAGAACCCGAAGAACUCUGGAUCUCUGUUCUAUAACUAUAAAGGCUUCUUUUCCAUAAUACUACUCGCACUCGUAGACGCAAACUACAAAUUCAUCUGGGUAAGCGUUGGUGCUAAUGGCAGUGCAUCCGAUGCCCAGCUAUUCAAUAACACUGAACUCAGAACCAUGCUAGAAGAAAACAACCUUGGUUUGCCUGACCCUGAUCCACUGCCUGGCGAUGACAUGAACACCCCAUACUUCCUCAUUGGAGAUGACGCCUUCCCGUUGAGAACUUGGAUGAUGAAGCCAUACUCCAGACGCAACUUGACCAACGAGGAGCGCAUAUUCAAUUACAGGUUGUCCAGGGCUAGACGAGUGGUAGAAAACGCCUUCGGUCUUCUCGCUAUGCGGUUUCAGUGCCUACUUGGCUGCUUGAACCAGAUGCCCGAAACCGUUGACUUGAUUAUUCUUGCAUGUGUCACACUGCAUAACCUUAUCAGCAUACGGUACCCUGCCAUUGCAAGACUGGCCGUCGACCAAGAGGACGAGCAUAACCAAUUAGUACCUGGUGAAUGGCGCCAAGGAAGACAGUUGGCUGAUGGUGAUCGGACCCAUGGAAGAAAUGUGGUGACAUCCGCUGGGGUCAGUCAGAGGAACUACAUUAAACACUACUUCAACUCCCGAGCUGGUUCAGUUGAGUGGCAACAGAAUAUGAUUUAGUGUGUUAGUUACUUUGGAAAGAUAUUUUGAUGAAGUGUAUAACCUAUAUGAUGCGAGUAUGCACAAGUUAUGUAGUUAUUAAAGUGAUUUCCGAUAUGUUUAAGUAUAUUAUAGUAAGUCAUCUUCUAUUUGGAUAUGAUAGUUUCCAUGAUAUGUUUGUUAAUGGAGGAAAUAAGCUUCAAGUAUACAUGUAUAUACAAUAGAGUUGAUUGUUUGUUUCUUGAUUUUAUGCCCUUUUUCGAAGUAUUUCAAUCAUAUCACGGUGGUGAGUUAACUUAGAACAUGACCUAAGUCGGCAACAAGAAAUAGCCACAUACCAGUAAUUUACAACUUUCAUUUAUAGUUCACCCUAGUUU